Molecule: messenger RNA, 713 nt
Organism: Quercus robur (English oak)
Lineage: Eukaryota; Viridiplantae; Streptophyta; Magnoliopsida; Fagales; Fagaceae
Product: BAG family molecular chaperone regulator 5, mitochondrial-like
Exons: 2
Coding region: 1-570 (189 amino acids)
Biological process (GO): protein folding
Cellular component (GO): plasmodesma
Molecular function (GO): protein-folding chaperone binding
Source: RefSeq, a predicted model, not a curated record
AUGACUAGUUUCUUCGUUAUUCAGGACGCCUUCGUCAUGGGUGCUUUCUUCGUCAUUAGUGUUUGCUUCGUCUGUGGGAUAACUUCACGAUCUCAAUCCAACUCCGCCAUUAAGAUCCAGUCCGCAUACCGGGCCCACGCGAUCCGCACCUUGUACAAAAAGAUCUCAGCCGUCAGCUCCGAAGCUGAUCACCUCCAGCGCUUAAUCCAACGGCAGGAAACGGUGGACGCAAUCCUCAGCAACGAGCGAGAGAAGCUGAGGAUGAACGAGGCCCUGAUGGGUAUGCUACUGAAGCUGGACUCGGUGCCCGGAGUUAAUCCGACGGUGAGGGAGGCGAGGAGGAAGGUGAGUCGUCGGAUCGUGGCGUUGCAGGAAAUACUCGACGCUGUUUCGGAGGCAAAGACGGUUUACGACGACGACUGUUACGAAUACGGGUUUGUGAGGAACUGGGACGACGUCGUUGCGAAGAUGGAGGAAGAGGUUUGUAGAGAAAGAGGGGGUGAUGAGAUGGAGAGGUUUUGUGCUGAGCAUUUGGGGUUUCGUUGCUUGAGAUUUCUCAGUGGGCCCUGAUCUUUUGUGCUCCGGUACAGACUCUACACCCCUAUAUAUAUAUAUAUAUAUAGUGUAUGUAUAGUUUAAUAGUUGAUUGUGUAAGUCUAAUCUAAUUUUCGUUUUCUGAUUUCAUUUGUAGAAGGAUCCAGAUGCACAAAAGU